Messenger RNA from Candidozyma haemuli, 1377 nucleotides. RefSeq lists its product as uncharacterized. The record is from RefSeq and is a predicted model, not a curated record. NCBI's taxonomy places the organism in Eukaryota, Fungi, Ascomycota, Pichiomycetes, Serinales, Metschnikowiaceae. The transcript has a single exon. The coding region runs from base 1 to 1377 and encodes 458 amino acids.
AUGAAGUUCUCUUCUAUCGUUACUACCGCCGCCUUCGCAAUGGCUGCCUCUGCUAAGGACGUCUCUUGCCGUGUUAACGGUCAGGAGGUCGCCCAGGUCGACUUGGACACUGGUGACUGUCCUUUCAGCAUCCCAGAGUCCCUCCCAGUCACCUUCAGAUUCGACGCUGAGGAUGACUACGAGGUUGACGCCUACUACGUCAACGCUGACCAGAAGUACUGGAACGACAUUGAGAACGCUGGUAGAACCGUUGAUGUCCCAGCUAAGGAAUUGUACGGUAAGGACGCUACUAACUUGUUCCACGUUCACGCCGAGGAGUCUCCAAGCUCCAACUCUACCGCUGCUUUGAGAAGAAGAUUCAACGCCCAGAUGCUCCAGGCCAGAGAUGAGAAGGACGACCUUGUUGCCUCUAUCAAGGCCCAGGACGGUGAGGGUACUGAAGUUACCAUUGAGGUUGUUGACAUUGACACCCCAACCCCAGGCCCAUCUGGCCCAUCUGGCACUGUCACUGAGACUAACACUGGUACUACUAUCAUCACUGUCACUUCUUGCGAGGACGACAAGUGCCACGAGACCACCACUCCAGCCACCUGGGGUCCAACCACCACCACUGUUGAAGGUACUGAGACUAUCUACACCACCUGGUGCCCAGUUGUCACUGAGACUAACACCCACACCACCAUUGUGACCGUUACUUCUUGUGAAGACGACAAGUGCCACGAGACCACCAAGCCUGCUACUUGGGGCCCAACCACCACUACUGUCCAUGGCGAGGAGACCGUCUACACUACCUGGUGCCCAGUCGAGACCGAGACCAACACCCACACCACCAUUGUUACUGUUACCCACUGUGAGGAGGACAAGUGUGAGGAGACCACCAAGCCAGCUACCUGGGGUCCAACUACCACUACCGUUGAGGGCGAGAAGACUGUCUACACCACUUGGUGCCCAGUUGAGACUGCUCCAGAGCAGCCAGGUCCAGAGCCAGCUCCAACCACCAAGGCUCCAGGUGCCACUGAGCCAGCCCCAGAACAGCCAGCUCCAACCCAGGAGGCCCCAGAGAAGCCAGCUCCAUCUCAGGAAGCUCCAGAGAAGCCAGCUCCAACUCAAGAGGCUCCAGAACAGCCAGCUCCAACCCAAGAAGCUCCAGAACAGCCAGCUCCAUCCAAGGAGGCUACUGAGCAGCCACCAACUGGCGGUGCCCCAGCUCCAACUGAGGGUGCUCCAUCUACUGUGGCUGGUCCAUCUACCUUCAUCUCCUCUCCAGGUGCUCCAGCUCCAACCCAGUCUGGUAUUUCCACCUACGAGGGUGCUGCUGCCGCUGUCAAGGGCUCUUUGCUCGCAUUGGCUGCCAUUCCUCUUGCUUACAUUUUGUAA